Messenger RNA from Ctenopharyngodon idella (grass carp), 6154 nucleotides. RefSeq names its product gastrula zinc finger protein XlCGF57.1-like. The transcript is spliced from 3 exons. Bases 160 to 1770 code for a protein of 536 amino acids. The record is from RefSeq and is a predicted model, not a curated record. NCBI's taxonomy places the organism in Eukaryota, Metazoa, Chordata, Actinopteri, Cypriniformes, Xenocyprididae.
AUUUUGAGUGUGUGAACGGGACUUUUAUUUUGGUGUGGCGUCAUGAUGUCAUAAGGCUGCGCCGCGCUCCUGCAUCUGUGAUUCUGCUGAAGAAAGAGUGUCCAAACACACAGAAAAACUUCUGUGCGACUGAGAUCCAUGUGACACAUUUUUAUAAAGAUGGCGUUUAUUAAAGAGGAGAUUGAAGACAUGAAGAUUGAAGAAGCGUUCAGAGUCAAACAGGAAGAUACUGAGGAACAAACAGACCUGAUCUCUCUGAAAGAGGAGGGUCAAGAACUGAACGAAAUGGAAGAGAAAAAUCAGUAUGAGAAAUGUCAUGAAUUCAUGACUUGGGAAAAAUCUUUAAGUUACUCACAGACUCAUAAAACAGAAACUAGAAACCUUAAAGUCACUGAAGAAAGUCAUUUCACCUGCCAACAGUGUGGAAAAAGUUUCAGACGAAAAGACUGCCUUAAAGUCCACAUGAAAAUCCACACGGGAGAGAAGCCUCACACCUGCGAACUGUGUGGGAAGAGUUUCUCACUAAAAGGAAAUCUUAAGACCCACAUGAGAAUUCACACUGGAGAGAAGCCGUACACGUGCGCUCAGUGUGGAAAGAGUUUUAACCAGAAAAAAAUCCUUACAGCCCACUUGAGGUUUCACACCGGAGAGAGCCCCUUCACCUGCCAACAGUGUGGAAAAAGUUUCACACAAGAACAGAACUUUAAAGUCCACAUGAAAAUCCACACUGGAGAGAGGCCGUUCGUAUGCCCUCAGUGUGGAAAGAGUUUUACACUGAAAAAAAACCUUGAUGACCACUUGAGAGUUCACACCGGAGAGAAGCCCUACACCUGCCAACAGUGUGGGAAGAGCUUCUCACAAAACGGAAAUCUUAAAAUUCACAUGAGAGUUCACACCGGAGAGAGGCCGUACACAUGCUCUCAGUGUGGAAAGAGUUUUAAACAGAAGAAAGAACUUAAUGCCCACAUUAGUAAUCACACUGGAGAAAAGCCUUACACCUGCAAACUGUGUGGAAAGAGCUUCAAACAAAAAGAAAGUGUUAAGACUCACAUGACAAUUCACACUGGAGAGAAGCUGUUUGUUUGUGAUCAGUGUGGAAAGAGUUUCACAUUUAAAACACACUUUAAUCAGCACAUGAGGAUUCACUCAGGAGAGAAAUGUUUUGUAUGUCACCAGUGUGAAAGGAGUUUCACAGACAGGAUUCACCUUGAGAAUCAUGUAAAAAUUCACAUCGGAGAGAAUCCUUACAUGUGCCAUCACUGUGGAAAGAGUUUCACAAAUAGAGAAAACCUGAAGGAUCACAUGAGAACUCACACUGAAGAGAAGCUUUUCACCUGCCCUCAGUGUGGAAAAAGCUGCACGGUUAAAGGAGACCUUAAGAUUCACAUGAGAGUUCACACUGGAGAGAAGCCUUACAAGUGUCAUCAGUGUGAAAAGAGUUUCACAGACAGGAAUCACCUUAAGAAUCAUGUAAAAAUUCAUAUCGGAGAGAAGCCCUGCAUGUGCCAUGACUGUGGAAAGAGUUUCAAAUACCGAUCAAACCUUGAGAAUCACAUGAGAAUUCACACUGGAGAGAAGCCUUUCACCUGCCCUCAGUGUGUAAAGAGCUUCACGAUGAAAGAUCAGCUUAAGAUUCACAUUAGAGUUCAUACUGGAGAGAAGCCAUUCAAGUGUCUUCAGUGUGAAAAGUUUUUCUCAACCACAGGAAACCUUAAGAGUCACAUGAGAGUUCACUCGGAAGAGAAGCUUUCACAUAUCACACAAACCUGAAACAGCAUUUGCAAACUCAUUCUGGAAAGAAAAUGGUGUGAUGAGGUUUAGAAAUAGGAGACAUUUCAGCAUCAGGGCAUUCACUCUGGAGAAACACAAUUCAAUUGUGACAACUGUAAUAAUAUCACAAGUAAAUGUGACACCGUUUGUGUCCUUUGUUAAAGAGUAUGGCAGUGGAAAAUGUGAAUCAGUUUGAAAUCAAGGCUUACAUUCGCCUCACAGCUUCAUCUGAUUGUUCACCUUCAUGACCUUUUUUUAUUUGUAUUAUUAUCUUUUAGUUAUAUCCUACAUCUCUUUAUACUUUACCUUGAGCCUUUUUCACUUUCUUUUGUGCAUAUUUACUCCAGUGGCCACACCUGACAAUCUUCUUUGCCAUAGUUUCAAAUAUUAAGCCACUGAGGUAGACACCCUUUAAUUUAGACUCUGUAGAGGUGUUGCUCAUUGUCAUGUACAUUGGCUUUUUUUGCAAUGUAUUUGUGGGGUGUUUUUUGAAUGUGCUGUAAAAGGGGGACAUUUCCGGCUCCUGUUGGGGACAAAACACCAAACACUGGGAUUGUACCUGGAAAAGGAGGAGUACUUUGCACACAUAUGAAGACCAUUCGGAAGGGCUCAUCCCUAUGCCCUAAUCCCUUUACUCUCCGGAGUGAGAGCUUCGAAGGGAUGAAGGGUGUCGGGGUGCAAAAAACUCUUUUUUGGAACGCACUUCUGCAUCAUCUUAAUGAGACAAUAAAGGAGGCGCCUUCGUUGCACAUUUUGCACACUGGUUGACCCCCCAAAAAACACGCUCUGAACUGAGUAGAUUGUGCGAGCUGCACCUUUUGUUUAAUGUUAGAUUAUUUAUUUAUUUAUUUUUGGUUUAUCGCACCAUAUUGUGUCUGUAUUUGAAAAAUUUUAAUGGACUGAUAAAGGGAGCUGUAAAGUAUUUUUGUUGAAGUACAAUGUCGUUUUGACCAUAAUAAUGUAGCAAAUCUAACUCAUAUAAAUAUUACAGUAGUAUAGAAAAAUACUAUACAUACAUUUAUAGGUAAAAUCGAACUCCGAGCCUCCUGUACCCAUUCUGUGACGCCAAACAACUUUCCUGUGCAAAGGAUCAUGGGGGCCUGAAGUGUCCAUCAGUUGUACCCUUCAAAAUCCUUCAUUCCAAAGGGCCCUUUGAAGUGGCCAGUUUUGAGCACUACCAUGAUUGUUUUCACUCCGAAGUGCCCUUCGGAGGGUGAUAUAUCCCAUUUGGAACGCACCGUACCUUAGAGGAUCUAAGCUUGUCUCCAUAUGUGUGCAAAGUACUCCUCCUUUUCCAGGUACAAUCCCAGUGUUUGGUACUGUUUGUUUCAAGAUGUAAAGUAAGUGAACCCUUUUGAAUGGGUUGCGUUUCUGCAUUAAUUACUCAUAAAACGUCAUCUGAUCUUCAUCAGAGUCAUAAGUACAGUCACACAAUGUGUUUAAGCUGACAAGCUAUUAUCUUUAAUGGGAUGUGUUCAAUAAAGACAUUACUUUCACAGUCAAAUCAAAUCUCUUUAUUGUCAAACAUCAUAUACACAAGUGCACAGGAGAUGAAAUUCUUAAGUGCAGGUCUCUGUACAUGGCAGUAUAAACAACACAAUGUAUGUACAAUUGACAAUAUACAUACAUAAUAUACACAUUAACACAAAAUACACAGUAUACACAAGGAAUAGACAGCAUAUACAGGAAGUUUACAUAUGUUAGAACCGAAUGCACUCACAGUAAUCACAGUAAUUUUCAGUAUUAGUGCAGUGUUACUUGGAUGACCCACAACUGAUUUUUGAGUUUAGUGAGUAGUUCAUGAGUCCCUUGUUUGUCCUGAGCAGUUAAACCAUACACUGUUCUUCAGAAAAUCCUCCAGGUCCUGCAGAUUCUUUGGUUUUCCAGCAUCUUCUGCCUAUUUGAAUACUUUAUAACACUGACUGUAUAGUUUUGGAUAAAUUUUGCUUUGUGUUUAUAAAGAAUUCCUCAAUAAUAUAUAGUUUAUGAUCACUAUUUUUAUUCUUAAUAUUUCCAAAUAAUUUGUUUAUUUUCUAACCAAUGCACAUCAAAAAGACUUCCACCUAGAACAUCUAAAAAAACCUUAGGCUGCUUGCUUUGUUUGACCUCAAGCGAGUGUUUACUGCAGCUACUCACAAAUCGGGUAACCAAUUGGACCUUUUCUACACAUGCUACUGCUCCACCGUUGAUAGGCUGGUUACUCCACUGCACACCUCAGACCACUUUCUCAUCAUUCUUAACUCCAACCUGGCUCCUGACAGAACACACACUCCUCCACACUCUCACUCUCCUGCCUACCCUCUAUGGAUUCAUCUACACUUCCAUCUUUACUAUUUUCAUCACUGGAUACUAAGAGUGCAACUGACAUUCUUUGGUCCACUCUAACAUCUUGCUUAGAUAAGUUUUGCCCCUUUUAUCCAGACCAGUCUGUGCCACCCCCUCUGCUCCUGGAUAUCUAAUGUUCUCUGGGAGCAUUGCUCUAGACUCAGGGCUACAGAUAUGGUGCAAAUCAAAAUACCCUACUGACCUUAGUUUGUGUCAGUCACUCCUCUCUUCCUUCUCUGCAAAUGUCUCCACUGCUUAAACGACGUACUACCACAACAAAAUUAGCAAUUCUUCUCACUCUCACAUGCCUUUCCAUAACCUUCCCCUCCUUCAUUAACUUCAACAGCCGAUGACUUUGCCACAAUCUUCAUAAAUAAAACAAUAACCAUCAGUGGCCAGUUCUCCACGCCACAAACUUGCAAGCACAUCUUAACACUCCUCCCUUCUUCUCUUCGCUCUCGGAGGCAGAAGAUUCAGAUUCAUUUCUGCCUGCCGCACCUCCAGUGGUGCCAUUUGGGCUGGCUGCAGAGUCGUCAGCUGGGAGCCACCCAUCAUUGAUGUUUCUCUCCUUUAAUCCCAGGACAUCAUGGAACAGCAGUAGGGACGUCUCCCUACCGCCCCUUGCAGCCAGCCCUAGGAUCCUUCUCUCCCCCACACCUUGUCCUUUCUCCAUAGCCAGAGCCAGAAACUCCCUUUCUCUGCCUCCUCUGCCAGAUCUUUUAAUGCCUUUGACAACCUGGUGCCUCUGACACCAAGAGACUUCAGGAGCCAUUGGAUGGAGGUUCCAGGGAAGCCUCAACAGCCAGCUUCCACUGGAUAGGUGACAGCACUCCACGCUGCCUCUGUGCACACAGCUGUUAGGUCUGCAUACUUCUUCUUCCCCUCAACGGCAGGCUCCAGGCCGUCCUCCCUGGUGGAACACUUACUGUUCUGUAUGUGACUAUGGUGGCUGGUGUCUCUAUUUCCACGUUCCAUGUAAUAGAAUCGCCAAUAAGUAUGGCUUUCAACAGGAUUCUCAGUGGGUGCGUCACUAUGUAUACUGUGUAUGUAAGUGCUAAGGAAGAUCUGGAGCUGAAAUAAAAUAUGGUAAUAGGCAUUUGUUUUCCAACGCACAAACAAAAUUAGGAACAUUUAAAGGGCAAUUAUUAUGCAAAAUCCACUUUUACAUGGUUUGGACAUAAAUCUGUGUUGGCAGUGUGUGAACACAACCACUCCACAAUGAUAAAAAUCCACCCACUCCUUUUUUUUUUAUAAAAUCCCCAUUAAACCAAAGAAGUCUCAUUAGAUAUGCUGGUUUGAUUCUCUGAGCAGUGGGACGUCACACUGCUAAGGCUCCGCCCAUGCCACUAACUGACAGUCCUGAGUUUCCACCUUCAGCAAAUUGAACAUCGCCCACCAUUUUCUCCGUGCUUGAGCAGCUGCAGCAGCAACGUCUUAAAAGCAAUCCCGGUGUUCUGUUGUUGGAUGUAAGAGUGAACAUAAGAGUCUUCAUUUUCUCCCAACAUCUGAGCCACUGAGGACGCAGUGGAUUCGUUUUAUUUUUGAAGGUAAUGCACCCCAAAUUAUUCCUAAAUUAAUUUGUCUGUGCAAAUCAUUUAACUCCAGACUGCUUUGUGAACGAGUGCCAAUGCAAAUGGACAAUACAAAACACAUGUUUUGCUAAAAAGUUGUUACUCAAGGAUGGAUCUGUACCAACUCUUUGUGAUCCAGCUUAUAGUCUCUGGAGCGAUACUGGAUAUGGCAGCAAUGAAGAGGAGAGAACGCACUUUAUUACAGUUCAUCAGAGUUGUUUUACGGAUAUAAAGUUGACCAGUUUAUUAAGCACCCCCAUCGAAUAAAAGAAUAAGGUCUGUAUAUAUUUGUUUACUGUUAGUUGUAACAAGUGUUUUUGUGUAAUGUGAUCGCUGUAUAUGUUGAUGGUAAUGCAAGGGAGAGAGAGAGUUUGGAUAAGACUUUAAUGCGCACUUUUUGUACUUUUUUAUUCAGCUCUUACAGUGAUUUUCUGGAGUGAAAAUGGACACUUCUUUUGUGUGAUGUACAAUAAACUUCAUUAAACUCA